AUGUCUGAAAAUAAAGAAGAUCAAUUGGAAACUCCAGAAGAGUUUGAAAAAAAUUACGAUAAAUGGAUUCAAGAAAACAAGUCUCGUACUGAGCAGGUGGAUUUUAAAAAAAUCGAAAAAGCUCUUGGGAAAGAAAACAAACCAAAUGCCAGAACAGAGAAAAAACCCGCAAAAGAAAGAACCAAAGAAGAAAAAAACGAAGAAGAAAAAAAAGGUGGAGAAGAAACGAAUAACGCCGAAGAAGAAAACGAAACCGAAUUAGAAAAAGACAAAGAAGAAUACAAAGCUCAAGAAGAAAGAGCUGAAAAAGAAUACGAAGCCGAAAUAGAAAGAGCUGAAGAAGAAAAACAAGCAGAAGAAAAAAAAGCUGAAAAACGAAGAACCAAAGAAGAAAAAGAAGCUGAAGAAGAGAGAGACAAAGAAAAAAAAGCCGAAAAAAAACGAGCCAAAGAAGAUAAAGAAGCUGAAGAAAAAAGAGCCAAAGAAGAAAAAAAGGCUGAAGAACAAGCAAAGGCAAAUAGAGAAUGUACAAGUUAA
This is a messenger RNA of Adineta steineri, 537 nucleotides long. The record is from the annotation of a GenBank genome assembly. Lineage: Eukaryota; Metazoa; Rotifera; Eurotatoria; Adinetida; Adinetidae.